Molecule: messenger RNA, 5174 nt
Organism: Rattus rattus (black rat)
Lineage: Eukaryota; Metazoa; Chordata; Mammalia; Rodentia; Muridae
Gene: Kmt5b
Product: lysine methyltransferase 5B
Exons: 7
Coding region: 1-2451 (816 amino acids)
Cellular component (GO): nucleus
Molecular function (GO): histone H4K20 methyltransferase activity
Source: RefSeq, a predicted model, not a curated record
AUGUGCCGUGAUUUCGGAGGAGUGAAGUCUCAGGGUUUGCGCAACUCUGGCGGAACUUCAACCGUAGCCCGCACACCGAGAAAAAGUUCUCGAUGUACUGGGAUGCUGAAAGCAGUUUUCGGGGUGAAAGAUUGGUCCUCCAUUUCGAAUGAAAUUCCCGGAAAUGGUUAUUGCCGGCAUUCAAAGAAAUUAGUCCGGCCAGCUCCAAGAGAACAUGGGACGCAGGCGACCAGCUGCCCGCAGGCUCCUAAGUCACACUUUCAUACCCGGGGAUCCCAUGAUGGAGUUAUCACAGCGCGUAUUUCCGACGCCCGAUACGCGAUCCAGGCUGCCUUCACGCUGGCGGCUAAAUGGCCGUGCGUGCGUGUGCGUGCGCGCAGCAUGCCAAAUCUCCGCAGGUGCGCGCAGCCGCCAACUGGGGACGGUACAGUCGUGGACGCCAGCAUCGCAUUGCGCAGUCUUCCGGUGAAGCCGUCGGCGCGACAAAUGGAGCAGCCAGUGAGGAGCCUGCGUAGCUCAGGCGAAAGGCAGACUCUUCAGCUUCGGCAGGUCAUCGUCAUCAGGCCAGCUCAGCCUGCCGGCUGGUCACAAAGCCGCUUCCAUUCAGAUGCUGGGCAGUCUCCUGCUCAGCUCGCUCCUCCGAACUGGCUGUGUUCAGAUCGAUUGAACAGCAACUCCGAGAUCACGAGACAGCCGAACCUCACUGCCCACAUUCCUUCUUCUACUGCGAGUCACCAGGCCUCGACAGCCUCCACUCAGGAAAGUGGGCUUGAAAAUACGCAAUACCGGAUCGGUGCCGUUCCAAGCUCACUAAACUACAAGGCGUAUAUCGUGCGCACCAUAAGAAGUUACGACGGUUCAACAUCAGUUGCCCUGAGCUUCAGCAUGCUGGCACGCAUGAUCAAGUUUAUUAUUUAUGUCCUGUUGCAAUACCAAGCUGGUUUCAUCUUUUUUUUUCUUGUAAACUUCACAGCUUCUAACCGAAAGUCUUCAGUUGGUGUGAAAAAGAACAGCAAGAGCAGAGCACUGACGAGGCAGUCCAUGCCAAGAGUCCCAGCGGCUUCCAACUCUACCUCACCUAAGCUAGUGCACAUGAACAAUUCCAGGGUACCAAAGAAACUGAGAAAGCCGGCGAAGCCUUUACUUUCCAAGAUCAAACUGAGGAAUCACUGCAAGCGGCUGGACCAGAAGAGCACAUCCCGGAAGCUCGAGAUGGGGAACUUAGUGCUUAAGGAGCCCAAAGUUGUGCUAUAUAAAAAUUUGCCAAUUAAGAAAGAGAGGGAGGCAGAGGGACCAGUCCAUGCUGCAGUGGGGAGUGGGUGCUUGACUAGACAUGCUGCGAGAGAACACAGGCAGAACCCUGGGAGAGGUGCUCACUCGCAGGGCGACAGUUUGCCCUGCACCUACACAACCCGGCGCUCUUUGAGGACAAGGACAGGUCUGAAGGAGACCACUGACAUCAAGCUUGCACCAAGUCCCUUGGAUGGCUAUAAAAAUGGUAUACUGGAACCUUACCCAGACAGUGGCCAGCAGCCAACCCCAGAGGUGCUGGAAGAACUGGCUCCUGAGGCUGCUCUCAGGGAGGAAGCAUCCCAGGAGUGUCCCAAGAGUGACUCCUGCCCUUCACGAAAGAAAUUUCGACAAGGGAAACCCGUGAAACACUUAGCAAAGACAGAGGAUUGCAGUCCAGAGCACAGCUUCCCUGGGAAAGACGGGCUGCCAGAUUUGCCAGGGCCCCAUCCCGACCAGGGUGAGCCCAGUGGCACGGUCAGGGUGCCUGUGAGCUACACAGACUCUGCUCCCUCACCUGUUGGCUGCUCCAUUGUCACGCCCGACAGCUUCACAACAAAAGACAGCUUCAGAACUGCACAAAGUAAAAAGAAGCGGCGGGUCACCAGGUACGAUGCACAGCUGAUCCUAGAGAACAGCUCUGGAAUCCCCAAGUUGACGCUUCGCAGGCGGCAUGACAGCAGCAGCAAGACAAAUGACCAUGAGAGUGAUAGUGUAAACUCCUCAAAAAUCAGCAUCAAGCUCAGCAAAGACCAUGAAAGUGACAGUAACCUCUAUGUCGCAAAGCUUAGCAAUGGGGUUAGCUCGGGGCCAGGCAGCAGCUCUACUAAGCUCAAGAUUCAACUCAAGCGGGAUGAGGAGAGCAGGGGGCCAUGUGCAGAAGGGCUUCAUGAGAAUGGUGUGUGCUGCAGUGACCCCCUGUCCCUGCUAGAGUCCCAGAUGGAGGUGGAUGACUAUAGUCAGUAUGAGGAGGACAGCACAGAUGACUCUUCAUCUUCUGAGGGGGAGGAGGAAGAGGAGGACUGCGAGGAUGACUUCGAUGAUGACUUCAUCCCUCUUCCUCCCGCAAAGCGGCUGAGGCUAAUUGUUGGUAAAGACUCCAUAGAUAUCGACAUUUCUUCAAGGAGAAGAGAAGAUCAGUCUCUAAGACUGAACGCAUGAGCGCUCACUCAUUGUCCUGGGGAACUAAAAAGUAAAAAUCCCAGCCACAGCUUCUCCGCGCAGCACUUCUGUGGUCUCAUCACCUGUAGGCAUAAUACUGUAGAAAGUGUACAGCAUCCUGACUCUUAAGUCUGAUUUGUGCAAAUUUUUAUUGUACUUUUUAAAUAGCCUUCUUAUGUGCAAUUCCGAGGGAAAGCCCUGUUGUAAGAUAGAGGCUCCAGUAAACUAUCCAGUGACAGCAGCUCUCCACAUAGGACCUUCAGACACUAAUGUGGUUACACCAUGUUGUCACCUAUGAGAGCAAGCGCCAGCCAGCCCUCUUCUGUAGAUGACUAAGCCGUAGUUAGGGCGGAGCAGAGCAGCCUUGUGGGAAGGGUUUCCAGCAUCUGCUCCUAUCACCAGCAUUGACCUCUGGCUUUUGGUUUAUUUGCUAGAUGUUUCCCCCUUGGAGUUGUGUCGGUUUCACACUGUUUACCGGCCCAGGUGUCCUGUCCGUGGCCUUCGUUAUCAUAGCAGACCAUUGGCUGGAAGUCAGAUUGAUUUCUUUGAAGAAAAAAUUAACUUAAAUGCAGUCUUCUGCGUGACAGCUCCUUCUCAGUACAUUAUAUGUACGGGCUGGUGGUGUGCAGGAUGAGUUUUCAGAGCAACUUAUUUAUUGCUUGUCUUGUAAAUUAAAGACCGUGUAUUUAACACUUUCCAAUCCUUUUAGAUAAAAUUGUUCUUUGCAAGAAUGAUUGGUGCUUAUUUUUUCAAACCUUUGCUGUGAACAGCGUGGCGACAGCGAGCAGCAUUUGUCUGAUGAACUCCAGCUAUCUUAAUUUGGGUCUUCAAGUUUCUGUUGCACUUGUAAAAUGCUACAAGGAAUAUUAAAAGAAAUUAUUCACUUUAACUUAUAAUAGUUUAUGAAAUAAGAACCUGAGUCACAGCUUUUGUUCUGUGGUAACCUAUACAAACAUUUGUCUUUGGGAUUCAAUGUAAAGAGCUGAAAACGAUGUAUAUGUUGUAAAUAUUUGUGUGUUGUGAGAAAUUUUUGUCAUAAGGAAUUAAAAGAACUUACCAGGAAGGUUUUUAAGUUUAGAAAUAUUCAUGCCAAUAAAAUAGGAAAUUAUAAAUAUAUAGUGUAAGCACUGCAUCAGUGGGCGUUCUUGGCUUAUGUUAGUUUAUUAUGAAAGUAUCAGAUUUUUUUGAUUAUAUUAUCAGUCAAACAAAAAGAGGAGUCAGAUUUAAUUUGUUUUUGAAGCACUUUGAGAAGAGAAAUUAACUUUAACUUAAUGAGCAAUUUUUGAUUACUGCUUUAUGUUCAAUACAGGCUUGUUUGUUUCUCUGGAUUAUUUUACAAAUCAAAGAAUUUGAGAAUAUCAGUCAGUCUGUAGCAGGUGUUUGACACCAGUGGGUCUGUUUAUUUCCUGGGAAAUGUGUAGGUCCCCUUUCAGAUAGAUGCAUAGUGUUCCUAAACGACACACGCUAAUGGACUCUGUUCCAGCGUGUCAGAGGGGGCCUGCAGGGAGUGAAAGGUCCAACAAAGAGCUUCUCCGUGCUUCCCUGUUGCUGAGGACACCUAUGGUAUUCAGCUUGGGGACACUUGGGUCCUUAAAACCGUUGCUUAUAGGUUCCAGUUACAAGUUAGUAAGAUUCAUGAGUGUUUCUAGGAUACGAUGUCUUUGCUCCUGUGCAUGAUAGAAUCCCUGCUGUGGUCCUGUACAGUCUUGUCCUUGCCAUGCGGUCUCACCCUCUUGGGUGUCUAUCUCACUGGUAAGCAGAAGGGAAGACAGCAUGCACACACACACACGCACACACACACACACACACACACACACACACACGCACACACACAGCCAUUUGCUAUAGCCGUGAAGAAAGGCAGCCCUGUGUCUCAAGAUCUCCUGUGUCAAGGCAUCCAGAACACCUUCCAUGAUGCUUCCAGUCCCCAUGGGAUCCCCAGGUGUAAGUGUGAGCUUAGGAGCCUGCACAGGGCAGCUGGUCACCUGCAUUCCCAUGUUCUCUUGGGCUGUUGAGACUAAAUCCUCCUGUUUCUUUGAAUACCAACAAUAGCCAUUUCAGGAAUUUCAAUCUUAAGGAAAAAGUAACAAAAUAACAUAUUUCCCAUUUUCUCCAUUUUUAAGCUUAAUUUUAGUAACUUAUUUAUGAUGUUUAUUUUAGUUUUGUUGUGGCCUCGUCUGGAGGCCGACCUUCCCAUGGGUCUAAGAGCAGUGACAUUGUGAGGAGUUGCUGCCUCUCAGGAGUUGUAUGCACAAGCAUUCAGCAGUGCUGCUGAUGCCGUCUAGGGAACCUUAUUUCCGUUUCUCAAGGCAGGGGCCUCAGACUGUUCUCGAUCUGCUGUAGAACUUCACUGUGGGGGUGCCAGAACCCCACACUCUUGACCAGUCUGGAAGAGGUUACACUCAAUAAAACUCUCAGCUUGAGCUUAUGCAAUGAUUGGUAAAGUUUUUGGCAAUUGUAAGAAUUAGGAAAUGAUCCUAGAAAUAUAUGUAAAGUAUUCAAUUUUCAAUCAUUUUUCAAAUUACUGUUUUAAAUUGUUUUGCUGAGUUGUAAUACUUUUGAGAUACAAUGUAUUCCUUGUACUGAAAGAAUGAAAAAGGACUUUUUCAGCAUUUGAGGUAAGUUCUUUAACGUUUCAUUAAAAAACAUUUUUUACAAAUAUUUUGUACAUGCACUUGCAGUAUUGAGGUUAAUCAUUUUAAUAAAUUCGGAAAUUAAAAUGA